Colias croceus (clouded yellow) is the source of this 759-nucleotide messenger RNA. RefSeq lists its product as uncharacterized. The record is from RefSeq and is a predicted model, not a curated record. Lineage: Eukaryota; Metazoa; Arthropoda; Insecta; Lepidoptera; Pieridae. The coding region runs from base 106 to 627 and encodes 173 amino acids. The transcript has 3 exons.
GGUCUGUGCCGUGUCCCAUUUCGAAACUCAGUUGAAUUUUUACUUCCUCACAGAAAAGUGCAUUUUUUCGUUUCCUGCUAAGUUUGUUAAUAUCGUCUUAUAAAAAUGUUUAUGUUCAUGUGGUGGUUCUGCAGCAGCUUAAGACCAGCAGAGAGCACAGUGCUUGAUCCAGCUCUAUACCUCGCUCCAAGCCCUCCUCUCACACCUAUUACGGGCGAUAUACCGGGAAUAUUAUGGUCGCAAAUACCGAAGCAAGAUCCCAAACGAAACCCUAUUGGAAACCCUGACGCUAUUAACGAAUUGGAUACAUCGACUACGUUAGAAAAAGAGUCUAUGGAAAGUGCAGAGACAUUUUGGCCACGAUUUGGAGCAAAUUAUGGUCUACAAAGUAUUCCCGUACAAUUUCACCUAACUGGUACUUAUGGAGGUUUGGGAGGCACAGGCGUGAUUGGCAGUAGCUACGCUAGUAUACCUAGUACUAGAAAUGUCUUCGGAAAACCAUAUUAUGCUGGCAGCGACUACGGAUCGUAUGGAGGCAACAGUGUGAGAGUAUUUGGUACCAAUAACAGUCCUGUUUGGAGCGGCUGGGGUAACGGCAAGUGGGGUCACUAUGGAAAGGGGAAAUGAAAACAACCUAACUGUAAUUCUUAUACCUUUUCGUAAUAUGCGCUGAAGAUAAUUUUAAUUAGUUUAAUCAUUUAUGGCACAUAGUUAUAAUACAAAUAGAUUUUGCGAUGAGAACUUUAUUAAAAUAUCUAA